This is a messenger RNA of Lodderomyces margitis, 1002 nucleotides long. RefSeq lists its product as uncharacterized. Gene Ontology annotation, biological process: transmembrane transport. Lineage: Eukaryota; Fungi; Ascomycota; Pichiomycetes; Serinales; Debaryomycetaceae. The transcript has a single exon. The coding region runs from base 1 to 1002 and encodes 333 amino acids. The record is from RefSeq and is a predicted model, not a curated record.
AUGGAAGGGCUCAAACUCCCUAUGGCAACUUUUUCGCCAUUGUAUACUGAUUUCAAAUAUUUUAUCAAAAAUGAUUCCAACUCGUCAUUUUUAGCUGGUGGAAUCGCUGGUGCGGUUUCUCGAACUGUGGUGUCGCCAUUUGAGCGUGCUAAAAUUCUAUUACAGUUACAAGGUCCAGGGUCCCAGCAGGCAUAUGAAGGCAUGUUUCCCACGAUAGCAAAGAUGUACCGUGAAGAAGGGUGGAGGGGCCUCUUUCGUGGGAACACACUUAAUUGUAUUAGGAUUUUUCCGUAUAGCGCCGUGCAAUUUGCCGUGUUUGAGAACUGCAAGGACUUGAUUUUGAAAUACAGGCGACGUGAACAUCCUGAUGACUUAAAUUUGCUUAGAAGUAACGAGUUGAAUGGAUAUGAGAGGUUGUUUUCCGGUUCUAUUGCUGGAAUUGUGUCUGUAGCAGUCACUUAUCCAUUAGACUUGGUACGAGCUAGAAUAACAGUACAAACCGCAUCCUUGAGUAAGCUUAACAAAGGUAAGCUAGCCGAAGCUCCAUCGGUAAUGCAAACAUUAAAGGAAGUCUACAAAAACGAGGGCGGAUUCCUCGCUUUAUACCGAGGAAUUAUCCCCACCACAUUAGGUGUGGCGCCGUAUGUUGCUAUAAAUUUUGCAUUAUAUGAAAGGCUUCGUGAGUACAUGAAUAGCUCACCACGGGAAUUUUCAAAUCCUAUUUGGAAACUUUCGGCUGGUGCAUUUAGUAGUUUUGUGGGAGGAGUUUUAAUAUAUCCUUUAGACGUACUAAGGAAAAGGUAUCAGGUUGCAAGUAUGGCAGGAGGUGAACUAGGGUUCCAGUAUAGAUCAGUGGGACAUGCCUUAUACUCCAUUUUCAAAAAUGAAGGCUUUUUUGGAGCUUACAAAGGGUUGACGGCUAACCUAUACAAAAUUGUGCCAUCCAUGGCCGUCAGUUGGUUAUGCUACGACACCAUUCGUGAAUGGAUAAAAAUUUGGUAA